Messenger RNA from Sphenostylis stenocarpa, 2028 nucleotides. The record is from the annotation of a GenBank genome assembly. NCBI's taxonomy places the organism in Eukaryota, Viridiplantae, Streptophyta, Magnoliopsida, Fabales, Fabaceae.
AUGGAGAAUUCUGGCAGUAACAAUGUCGGUGACAUGCUGCCUCCUUCCGAUCGAAAACCUGACGGUGCCGCCGCUCAAGCAGAACCGUCCUUCCCGAGGCCGCAUGGUCAUGCGGAGGAGGUAGAAAAGAAAGAAGAAACCGCCGCGUCUACUCCGCAAAGCCUCGAGAAAAUUUCUCUACAGGUUGACCAAUUAGUAACAAGUCUGAAAAACGUUAGAAAUGCGAAGAACAUUGAGAUCCCUGACUUCAUUGAGACGUACUUGGAUCUGGUGGAAGAGAAGAUAAUGAAAUACGACGCAGGUGAAGGUAAACCGAAAUGGGGAGAGGUGUCGGAGGAAGAUUCGUGGUUGUUGAAAAGCACGAACCGGUUUUCAAAACUGAUGACAUUGGUGACUGAUCUACAUCGUUAUCAUGAAUCGGAGAAGAUCAACGGUGCAAAAGUCUCGAUGAUGAACCGCAUUACCUUGAUCCACCAGCGUUUGAUGACGUAUCUGGAGGAAGACUUCCGGUUUCUGAUGGAAGAAUGUAGAACACCAACCGAAUUGGAUCCCGGAGGGAAUAAUUACAACAGCGUCGAUACCAAAGGGAAACAACACGUGGCAGCAUCGGAACAACUACAUCAAGAGAUGGUGCGACAUCAAGAAGGUGGUGAACAAGACACGAAUUUCCCGGGGUACUCGGAUGAGACGAUUGCCAGCCUGAGAAAGAUCGCCAGCGAGAUGUUAUCUGGCGGCUACGAAUCGGAGUGCUGCCAGGUCUACAUCAUCUCGCGGAGGAACGCCUUCGAGGAGGUUCACCAUAAGCUAGGAUUAGAUAAGAUCAGCAUCGACGAAAUGGUGAUGAAGGUGCAGUGGGAUACUCUAUCCAGGGACAUGAUCCCCGCCUGGAUCAACACGCUCAAGCAGUGCGCGAUGAUCUACUUCCCCGGCGAGCGGAAGCUCGUCCAGACCGUGUUCGCCGAGAACCGCACGGUGGCCGCCGGACUCUUCAGCAGCCUCUCCCGCGUGGUGGUGAUCCAGCUUCUCAACUUUGCCGAGGGUGUCUCCAUGACGAAGCGAGCCGGAGAGAAGCUCUUCAAGCUCCUCGACAUGUACGAGGCCCUCUCCAACGUGAUCCCCAAUAUGAACUUACUCUUUCCAGAUGAGUGUAUCGAGGAGAUGAGGACUGAGAUGACCCUCGCCAAGUUCAGACUUGGCGAGGCUUCCAUCUACAUCUUCUGCGACCUGGAGAACCAUAUUAAAUUGGAGACAGCGAAAUCCGCUGUCCCUGGUGGCGCAGUGCACCCCCUCACACGCUACAUCAUGAACUAUCUCAACAUAGUAGGGGACUACAAGGAUUCCCUAGAGAAGAUUUUCAACGAUCAUUCGAAGAAGGGGCAAGCGGAUUCUACAAGCAGGCAUUUAGCGGUGAAAAAGGAGGCGUGUUCGGACGCACCAUCUCCGUUCUCAGCACAAGUGUUGAGGGUGAUGGACUUGCUCGACUCGAGCCUGGAGGGGAAGGCGCGUCUGUACAAAGAGGUGGCGCUUAGCAACUUCUUCAUGAUGAACAACGGGAGGUACAUGCUGCAGAAGAUAAAGAGUUCUUCCGAGAUGAGCAAGGUGCUGGGCGACAACUGGAUCAGGAAGAAGUCCUCGGAGCUAAGAAACUACCACAAGAACUACCAGAGGGAGACGUGGAGCAGGGUGCUGCAGUGUCUGAACCACGAAGGGUUAAACGUGAAUGGGAAGGUGCACAAGCCGUCGCUGAAGGAGAGGUUCAAGAGUUUCAACUCAUUGUUCGACGAGAUUCACAAGACGCAAAGCUCGUGGGUGGUGAAGGACGAGCAGCUUCAGUCGGAGCUUAGGGUUUCCAUCUCUGCAGUUAUUAUCCCGGCGUACCGAUCAUUCGUUGCGAGGUUCGCGCAGACUUUUGACCCAGGCAGACAGACAGAGAAGUAUAUUAAGUACCAAGCUGAAGACAUAGAGACUUACAUCGAAGAGUUGUUUGAUGGUAAGCCUCACCAGUCCAUUGGAAAAAGGAGAACAUAA